GCUACAGCGCUACCCACCGCAGCCCGGCAAGUUUCUGAGACCGCUACUGAGUUUACUAACAACACGCACCCUGGACCAGCUUCCUUAGCUGAGCAGGUGCCUGAGUCACUCCAUUACUCCGGUUUCGUAUCGAUUUGUGGCGCUGCGACUUUAGAAGGGCGCUUUGAAUAGCAAAGCAAGACAAAGUUUUGCAAGGGUCCGACGACCAGGGGGAAAUGGAUGCGCAAUGCGCACAAGGUAAAGCCCUCUUGCUGUCGGGACCCGUUGUAUUAUAUUAAUAUGCGAUAACACACACAUAGUCGAAAGCAACACAAACAGUAAUUCCAUAAAAAAAAUGCCCGUUGGGCACCAAAGCCUAUCGGGGACCCGCCGCAGCGUGGUCCCUAAGGACAGGCAUCCACUAGCUAGCCUACCUAGGGGCUAUAGGCAUUGCACUGGCCGCCAAGUACACCAGCCGCAGGCUUCGUUGAGCUCGGGCCCCCCUGCUCCUGCAUCCGGCUUUGCUGCGUCCCCGCAGCGCUCUGUUCGGGUCAGGGUGAUAGCAGAUGCUCCCAACGUCAGCAUAAAUGUGGAGCAACACCUGUUGACCCUCGCUCGCUUCUUGGGGCCAGACGGGACAGAAAAUGUGGAGCUUCUGCAACAAGCGGUGGCCGCGACUGACGCUGUCCGCGCGACGGUUGCGCAUGCAGUAAAUAGCAAGCUACCAGGCGUGAAGUCGCUGCAGACAAACGUGGUGAACAGCGGCGCGCUCGCCCCUCUCACUGCCCUGGCGCGGCGGGGCUAUGCGGAGGCGUUCGAGGCGCUUCAGAUUCUGUCCUACCGCAACACAGUUGUGUGCCAGCAGCUGGUGGAGAAGGGCGUAGUGGACCUGAUCGCCAACACCCUCAACGACAGCAGUGUGGACCUGCAAUGCUCCAUGUGCUUCCUUUUGACCGCGCUGGCGGCCUUCGCGGACUCGUCACACGCGCCCAUGAUGCGUGCCGGCCUCGUACCGAAGCUGGUGAUGCUGUGCCGGACAGAGGUGUCGCAGAUGUCGGUGGAGACGGGCUCGCGCGCGGCCACGCUGCAGACGCGCGCCGCGGCGGUGCUGCGCAACCUUGCGCACAACCAGCGCAACCACGCGGUGCUCAUACAGGCGGGGGCGGUGGACCCGCUGGUUGACAUCAUGCGCAGCUCUACGGACCCGGCGUCGCGCAUCAACGCGGCGGUGGCGGUGGCGUGCCUGGUGGGGCACGAGGAGGGCAACCCGCGGCUGCAGCUGGAUGAGGACCUGGUUGGGGAGAUGCUGGGCGUGCUGGACUCGGCAUGCCAGGGCGGCAUGAAGUACGGCAUCUUCUGGACGGUGUGGAAGCUGUGCCAGGGCCUGGCCUCGCUCAGCGUCAAUGACAAGAACAAGGAGAUGAUCACCAGCAAGGGUGGCGUGGACAUCCUAGCGGAGGUGGUGAUGGGCAAGCAUCACAACCAGGAGACGGCACACCGCUUCGCGCUGUCUGCCCUCUGGAACCUUGCCUUCAACGAGCGCAGCAAGGCCGUCAUCAUCAACACACCCGGCCUGGUGGACUCUAUCCGCACCCUCCUGUCUUCGUCCGAGUCGCCCAAGACGCGGGAGGUGGCCAAGGGCGCGCUGUGGACGCUUGGCCUUGAGCAGGACGUUCGCAGCCUGCAGGAGGGCGGCGGCCGGCUGGUGGCGGGCACGGACGAGGAGAACCAGACGCAGCACGUGAUGCUGAGCUACGAGUGGGGCUGCCAACAGAGCGUGAUGCUCAUAAAGAGCGAGCUGCAGAAGGCGGGCUACCAGACGUGGAUGGACAUUGACAAAAUGAGCGGCUCCACGCUGGAGGCGAUGGCCAAGGCGGUGGAGGACAGCGCGGCGGUGCUGGUGUGCGUGUCCAAGCGCUACAAGGAGAGCCAGGCCUGCCGCACGGAGGCGGAGUACGCCUUCCAGCAGCGCAAGAAGAUCGUGCCGGUGCUCAUGGAGGCGGACUACAAGCCCACGGGCUGGCUGGGCGCGCUGAUGGGCACACGGCUGUACUUCAACAUGAGCGAUCCGCGUCAUAUCGCCUCCAAGAUGGGUGGCCUCAUAAAGGAGCUUGGCGACGCGGGCAGGGUCAACGUGACUGUAAAGGAGGCGGCGCAGCGCAGCGCGUCCAUGUCCGUGGCCACUGCCUCGGACCGCGCGGAGGGCUGGAAUGUGUACGAGGUGGAGGAGUGGCUGAAGCGCAUCAAGUGCUCGGACUACGUGGGCACCUUCCGGGAGCACAACAUGGACGGCGUGGCGCUGAGCGGGCUGUACCGCAUGGGCUCCGACAUGCGCUUCCUGCACGAGACGUUGCGCACUGAGUUCGGCAUCGCAGUCAUGGGCCACCGGUUGCGACUCAUCGAGGAGCUCAACAAGCUGUUUGGGUGAUGUCACGGGCCGAUGACACGGGCUGGGGAUGCGAGCGAGGGGCUGUUGGUGCUCAGGGACGGGUGGUUAAUUAGGGCCAGGUGCAGGUGCCACGCAGGCGCUUCACCACGGCGGGUUUUGGCGCACGGAACGCGAAUUGCGGAUGCGGCUCGGAUGGCCUGAGGGUGAGCUGAGGUUAACACAGGGCAUGAACAGCGCACUGCAGCAGUGACCACUGCGGCGCGACUGCAUUUCCGACAGAGUGUCUUGCAGUUUUUGCAUCAGAGCGUGACCACUGAAAAUCUGAGCUUUAGUAGUACCGUAUUUCAUCGCGUUUUACAUUGUUAGCUGCGGUGUUGUUGAUCGGUGCUGUACGCGUUGUAUGCGUUCAGCGCGUGCAGGUUGGCGUUUGCACGUUGCAGCUAAAGUGAACACACGCAUGUAGAUGCGAGUGGGGCAGUGUGCACAGGACAGAGAGCACACCUUGCAUUGAAAGUGCAAAUUCAUCCACGGUGGGCGACUGGAACUUACCGGGGUCGGCCGUUUAUUGUAUGCAACCAGGUUCCCCUGACCGGGUUUCCUGGGCAACGCAGAAGCACUGUCGAUUGUUCCUCUGCGCCAAAGUAAACUGCAUGGCGCGGCGGCCUGAGAGUUGUCAGUCACUGGGGUAGUUGCUGCCACUCCGACGUUUCCAGUACUGGUGCCUGUCAGUGUUGACUGCGGUCCCCAUGGAGUAUGCGGAGAAAGUGGUGGCCGCGCCAAGAGCUGACUGGGCAGAGAGUGAAAUGGGUCGGUCUGGAGGCGAGGGAAUCUGACAGCAUUUGCGGUGACGGACGGGGGCACGCGCUUGACUGCCAAGAACAAGCUACGCUUGACGCGUGUUUUGGUGUUUGACAUUGCGGCUUGAAAGGCAGCACUGCGGUGUAGGCGGGUACGUGUGCACCCAACUGCCGGCCGGUGGAGCCACCUGAAACACCUUGUACGCCCAGCGACAGGCUGCAUUGUGACGUUUUCUUGGUGCGGUGGAUGGGAACAAGCAGUAUUUGGUAAAGCCUAUUGAUAGCAAUAGGCGGCAGCGGCCCUGGGCCCAGCAUUGGCGGCGUGCAUGUGCGUAGCGGAGGGGGCGAGCUAGGCCACGUGGAGGUGGACGGCGCGGUGCCGCCCAAGAAGCGGUGCCAGUGCGCAGGUUGAGGGCCUGCGGGUGUCUGGUUAGCAGUCUUUGCUGGCGAGCAUAACAUGGCACGUUGUGUGGUAGGAUGAUUUUUGCCUGUGUGUAAUUUGUUAUUGCCUAUUGCAUGUAAAUAGGCGGUGGGGAAAAUUCGGGCGGAGCGAGAAGUGCCUUCGCACGUCCAUGGACAAUUGACUUUCGCGAGGUUGCCCGAAAAGCAAGCCAUCGCUUUGCGCAGUAUGACUUCUGUACGUGGUAAAUGUGCUACAGCUGCGGGUGUCAGGAGAUGGCCAUCAAGCGGCUUGGGGGGCUGAAGGAGGGGCAGCGGCCCUGGUCGGUCAAAGUCUGCAACGACUGCUUGACGACCUGGGUGAGGACCGUGCAUGUGCGGGGACGGCUGGACACUGGGGACGGAUUGAUUGACAGGUUGACGGUUGGGACAGCUCAUGUGCGCUCUCUUCUUCCUCCCCGUUCCCCAUCCACAGAACCGCGACGCCUCCGCCGCCAACGUGAUCCGUGUGCUCCUCCUGCUGAAGCUGAUGGGCUUCGAGCGGCCGACCAAGCUGCAGCGGCCGCCAUGGCCGCCGGCGGCGGCGGGGCCGGGCUGAGAGCCUGAACGGCGCUAGCAGGGCGUGGGGCUGAGGGUGCACGUGUCGAUUGGCGGCGAGUGACGUGACUAGUUUGUUAGCUGCGGGUUAGCACGGACUGUGCACCCCACCCAACCGGCCACGUCCGGAUUUGCGGGGAUGCCAAAGGCCCCCAACAGAGAGGCGUGUGCAAUUUGCGUGUGCUUAGUAGGCGCCCGCGUCAAGGUGGCUGGGUUGAUAACGACCCGGGAGGGGAGGGCUCAGCCCACGGGCUCAGCCCUUUUCCUGCCUCCCAAAGGCAGCCACCUCCUUGUUUGUCCAGGUGUGAUGGAUGGGACGAUUGCGACACAGUGAUCCUGCAUUUCGACGGCUGUGUAGCGUGUGUGUUUUGUGAUCUGGGCCAUGCUGGAAGAACUGUCAAGGUGCCCCAAAAACUGUCAAGGUGCCCCAGCCCAUUGCGGCGAUUCAAAACGUGGUGAUGCGAGAUGCGGCUGGGGAACCUGCCAGCCUGUGAGGAUGAAGCCCGGUAGGUUCCGGUGCGUGGCGUCGUCGGCGAUGCCGAGAUGUAUCGAGCUCUCAUGUG
Messenger RNA from Chlamydomonas reinhardtii, 4724 nucleotides. RefSeq lists its product as uncharacterized. The record is from RefSeq and is a predicted model, not a curated record. The transcript has 11 exons. Gene Ontology annotation, molecular function: protein binding. Bases 335 to 2407 code for a protein of 690 amino acids. NCBI's taxonomy places the organism in Eukaryota, Viridiplantae, Chlorophyta, Chlorophyceae, Chlamydomonadales, Chlamydomonadaceae. Gene Ontology annotation, biological process: signal transduction.